AUGUCCAGAAGAGAGUAUCCGAAUAUAAUAAUCACUGGAACUCCAGGAUGCGGAAAAAGUUCGCAUGCAGCCAACUUGGUUUCGCAAUUAAAAAGCCCAUACAAGCAUUUUUCCAUCAGUGAUAUAGCAAAGGAACGUAAAUGUAUUGAAAGCUACGAUGAAAGGUUAGACACAUCUGUUGUGGACGAAGACAAAUUGUUAGAUUCAUUAGAGCCAGAUUUAGAGAAAGGAGGUAUUUUAGUAGACUGGCAUUGUUGUGACAUUUUCCCUGAAAGAUUGAUUGAUUUAGUGGUGGUUUUGAGAACCGACAACAAGAUAUUGUACGAAAGAUUGAAUAAGAGAGGAUAUAAAGAAAAUAAGAUCCAAGAAAACUUGGACUGUGAAAUCAUGGAGGUUAUUUUGCAAGAUGCGAGGGAAUCUUAUAUUCCCGAAAUCGUGAUAGAGCUUACAUCCAAUUCAGCAGAAGAAAUGGAUGAAAAUGUUGACCGAUUAAUUGCGUGGGCUGAAAAUUGGAAGAAGGACCAUCCUGAUGGGGUGACAAACGAAUUGGAUCCUGAAGCUGCCGUUGAAGCUGGAGAGGAGUCUGCAGACGAAGAAUCUGAAACUGAAGAAGAGGCAGAGGAGGAAAGCGAAUAA
Messenger RNA from Debaryomyces fabryi, 636 nucleotides. RefSeq names its product nucleoside-triphosphatase (gene HBR1). The coding region runs from base 1 to 636 and encodes 211 amino acids. Gene Ontology annotation, cellular component: nucleus; cytoplasm. Gene Ontology annotation, molecular function: ATP hydrolysis activity; ATP binding; AMP kinase activity. The transcript has a single exon. Lineage: Eukaryota; Fungi; Ascomycota; Pichiomycetes; Serinales; Debaryomycetaceae. The record is from RefSeq and is a predicted model, not a curated record.